AUGUGUAAGGAAUUAUAUGUUAUACAUAAGUCAUGUGGCGGCGAUGGUACCAAGCCUUGCGUGUGCGAUAAAUCAUGUCCAAACUACGAACCCUACUUCGGAAUACCCUGUAUCGCUCUCGGAAUCACCCAAGACGACCCUGAUCUCAUCAAGAAUUGCCAGUACAGAUCCAUGGACGAUUCAAGGGAUAAAAAUGGCGCCAUUAUACCCAUCGCGGCGACUCACAAGUGUCCAGGACAUGAAGGACACAUGAAGGGCGCCGACAUUCCAGCGGCGGAUCCAAAUCACCGGUCAGCGAGACAGAAAAAGGUGGCGGAACAAAAAUAUAUUCAGGAACACAAGAAACUUCCAUCGGCAAGAUCAAGCGGCGCGCAAGCGUUUUUGAUGAUGCAUUUGAAUAACGCCAGAUAA
This is a messenger RNA of Sclerotinia borealis F-4128, 411 nucleotides long. NCBI's taxonomy places the organism in Eukaryota, Fungi, Ascomycota, Leotiomycetes, Helotiales, Sclerotiniaceae. The record is from the annotation of a GenBank genome assembly.